Messenger RNA from Phragmites australis (common reed), 489 nucleotides. RefSeq lists its product as uncharacterized. The transcript has a single exon. Bases 1 to 489 code for a protein of 162 amino acids. Gene Ontology annotation, molecular function: DNA helicase activity. Lineage: Eukaryota; Viridiplantae; Streptophyta; Magnoliopsida; Poales; Poaceae. Gene Ontology annotation, biological process: DNA repair; telomere maintenance. The record is from RefSeq and is a predicted model, not a curated record.
AUGACAAAAAGGCAAGCAAUUGAGGCACUUGAUAAGAGCCUGAGAGACAUCAUGGAAAAGCAUGAUCUACCAUUUGGAGGAAAGACGAUUAUUUUUGGAGGCGACUUCAGGCAGGUCCUUCCAGUUGUGCGAAAGGGUACAAGAGCACAAAUAAUAAAUGCAACAUUACGCAAAUCUUACCUAUGGGAAAACAUGCAAAAGCUGAGGCUUGUUCGUAAUAUGAGGGCUCAAUCAGAUCCAUGGUUUUCUAAAUACCUACUACGUAUCGGGAAUGGCACUGAACAAACUGUGAAAGAUGACUAUGUAAAGAUACCUAACGAGAUAUAUGUGCCUUACAUUGGUGCAGAAUCUGACAUUGAUAAUCUUAUUGAUAGAGUGUUUCCUAUGUUAGCAACACACAUAUCCAAUUCAGACUACAUCACAUCUCGCGCUAUUUUGUCAACAAGGAAUGAGAACGUCGAUGACAUAAACAUGAGGCUUAUGGAAUGA